UGUCAAAUGAAUGUUUAUGGUUUAAGUUCCAUAUCUUUUAAAUUUCUAAUUUGCGAUUUGAUUAAUUUAUGGUACUGGAUACUGAUAUUGUUUCUAUUUCCAAAAAAUAACUGAGUUUCUGCGCCAGCGCGUGAUCUGUGAGUCGCGAGGCGGGAGCAGAAGUGGCAGCACAUAAAUAUUGAACAUGCGGUGUUGUGUGCCUUUCUGCAGGAGCACUGCAGCCAAUGUGCGCACAGCAGAGGGCAGACGCAAGGACGAGGGGAUUACUUUUCACGGUUUCCCUAGUGAAGCAUGUCUACGUGCAGCUUGGCUCAGAGCCCUCGGCAAACAAGACACUCAUCUGCCAGACUCUGCUGUGGUCUGCUCGCAGCAUUUUCUGAGUGAUGACUUCAGUGAGACUGAAAGUGGCUCGAGGCAGAUUGCUCCUGGCGCCAUUCCUUCAACAGUGCUGGUAUGCACAAUGUGCCUGGACAGUGACAGCAAGCAGUUGCUAAUGAGUAAAUACAAGUUGGAUGAGGCAUACCAACAGUUUAUUGGUCUUCCUUUGUGUGAUCGAGGGAACCUGCAACAAACACUUUGUGUACGAUGUGCUCACAGACUGAUAAACGUCACCAGAUUUAGAGACGACAGCUUGAGAACCCGCUCACUGAUGAAGGACUUAGUUGAGAAACAUGAAGUUAUAACAAACCAACAUAUAAAAAUGAUAACCCAAGACCAGAUACAUCUAAAACGCAAGUUUGUGAUUACAACUCUAGCUCCCAACUACUGUGACUUACACAUUGUAGAAGAGCACGAUAAAGACAAACAGACAGAAUCAGUAGAAACUGUACACAGUGACACAGUUGUUGUGAAAACUGAAGACAGUCUUGACGCUAUGUUGGCUGAUGAAAACUUAGAAGUGAAAGAAGAAUAUGAUGAACUGGAUGCAUCAAAUGGACAGCACUCGGCAUCUGACGAGAGCUCAUUGUGGAGACCAAGUCUACUGGAUGAAGUUCUGCAACAGGAGCGAGCUUUGAACCCAACAGUUGCACAUUUGACCAGAAUACAGGAUCUGGUGACGUUUCCAGAUGAGACUGUCAUUAAGCAAGAGUUCAGUGCUCACAUGACCAUGCACCGUCAGACCAGCGAUGCUGACAGCGAAUGUGUGACGUCACAAGUGAGUGAGCCUGAUGCAGCUGUGAGCUCUGGCUGGCACUCGGCGCACCUCAUUGAGCACAAUUAUGCAGCUCAGCGCGUGGACAAUGACUCUCCCCCUCCCACAGACGUGGCUGCACCUGCAGGUAUUUCAUUGUCUGUGGCAACUGUGGAUGCAGAAGACGGUACAUUGAAGAAAACUAAACAAGAACUUGGCAAAUGGACUCCUCGUAAUGUCAAUAUGAAACAGAUACUAGUACUCGCGGAACAUCACAAUGCCAAGAAAUUUUUCGUUUGCUAUUUUUGUCAAUACAAAUCUAUCCACAAAAAUGACUUAGCAGAUCACAUGCUAACUCACGCGCUUGAAAAUCGAAAGCCUGCCUUGAAAAAGUUUUUCUUUUGUGAUUUUUGUAAACACAAAUCUACCCACAAAGCGAGUUUAGCUGUGCACAUUAGAACUCACACUGGGGAAAAGCCAUUUUCUUGUAAUUUAUGCAAGUAUAGAGGUUCUACCAAAGGUCAUUUAAAACUUCACAUGCGAACUCACACCGGUGAAAAGCCUUAUUCUUGCAAGUCGUGUGAGUUCAAAUGUGCCCAUAAAAGUGCCUUAGUGAUUCAUAUGCGAACUCACACUGGUGAAAAGCCUUAUGCUUGCAAUUUAUGUGAAUUCAAAGCUUCUCAAAGAUGUAGUGUAGUUUCUCACAUGCAACGUAUUCACAGUGAUGAAAAGCGUUAUACUUGUAAGUUGUGUGAGUAUAAAUGUUCAGCUAAAGACACGUUAAUAAAACAUAUUAAGCGAAGUCACGCUAGUGGAAAAUUUUACUCUUGUAAUGUAUGCGAGUUUAGGAGUACUCUAAAACCUAUCCUAUUGAGUCACAAGCGAACUCACGGUGAAAAGCCAUUUUCGUGUAAUUUUUGUGAGUAUAAAUGUAGGACAAAAACUAUCUUAUCCAACCACGUGCGUAUUCACACUGGUGAGAAACCGUAUUGUUGUGACUAUUGCGGGCAAAAAUUUACUUUUAAAGGUACCAUAAGAAUUCAUAUACGAACUCACACUGGUGAAAAGCCUUAUUCAUGUAAGUUGUGCAAUUUCAAAACUUCUCACGGUGACUACAUAAUAACCCAUAUGCGAACUCACACUGGUGAAAAGCCUUAUUCUUGCAAAUUGUGCAAGUACAAAAGCGCUAAAUCUCAAACCCUGCGUAUUCAUAUGCGAACUCACACUGGUGAAAAGCCUUAUUCCUGCAAGUUUUGUGAGUUCAAAUGUUCUCAAAGCAGUAGUCUAAUGACUCACAUGCGAGCUCACACUGGUGACAAACCUUACUCUUGUCAGCUAUGCGAGUAUAAAUGUGCACGUCACAUGUAUCUCAAGCAGCACAUGCUCACACACACUAGCGAGGCCCUGUAACACGCGCACGCACACUGUCAGGCUCAACACGUGUGUGUUGUCUAGUGUGCGCACAGAGUAUAGUGAAUACACAAGCAAGCAGUCUGUCAUCGAAGGACACCUUCCUUUAUUCAUAAGAGUCCUUAACAUUGACUUUUUGCGUCAACGUUCCUAAUAAGAACUGCCAAAAUGUGGAAUGCCCUGCCGGCGUCGGUGUUUCCUGUCACGUAUAGUUUGUGCACCUUCAAGGCAAGAGUGUAUAGGCAUCUUCUAGGCAAGCGGGCUUCAUCUUAGCCCUCAUCAUUGCUUUCCAUCAGGCUUGAUUGUAGUCAAGCGUAAGCGUAAUUACAUAAAAAAAAUUAAAAAAACUUCCAAUUUUUCCAAAAUAGUUUUUGACCUGAUAACGUCUUUUAACCAUUUGACUCCUAAAUGGAAGACCGGUCGCCCAUCGUAUCCGUUACGUGACAUGUAAAAAAAUAUAAAGUAAACUAAGGGCAACAGGCGAGCACACUAUCAUGCCCCGCGCGAUAGAGGAAUAUAAAGAUGUUUAAAUGGCUCACAACGGUAGAUUAAAACCGCAUUCCCUGACUGUCGGCUUCUUCAACGCAGACGGACUUUUCGAUAAAAUACUCGCGGGCAACGAAUGGUUAAAUCGAUGAACGCCGGCUCGCAGCAAAAAGCACGAUUCAUUGUCACGUCCCGCCUGAGCCGAGCGAGCAAAGAACAAGAGAUUGAGAGGCAAGAUAAGCCAUACCUCCAACAGACUUUACUGACGACAUUUUUUUAAUUAUGCGAUUAUAAUUUAAAAUUCACGAAAAUCUCGUUCCUUCUCCAUUAUAAGUCUACAUAAAAGCCCCUAUCUUUUAUAAAUAAUUCACUAUACCUUUUAUCUACCCAUUUUAUUGGCGAAAAGUAAAAGUAGUUAUUUAGAAAGACGUACCGGAAAGAGAUUUAGCGUUCCAGUACGAUUUCGUGUAAAAACCGAAAGGGGGUGUGAAUUUUCAUCCUCUUAACGAACUUCUAAAGAAUUAAAAAAAAGUACGUUCAUUUAAUAUUUUCUAGAUAAAGUCUCAGGUAUCCGCUAGACUAAUAUACUUUUAUAUUUUAACUUUUGUAUGCGUUUUUGACACAUACAAAAGUUAAAUAUUAUUGAUUAAAAAUUGUUUGCUUAAUUAAUUGGUUCUUGUAUGGUUUGAAAACAAUUUGACCCGGUAGGUGGCGCUGCAAAUUAAAUCAAUUGUUCUUGUAUAAUUUCUUAACAAUUAACACUUCUAAAACAUCUUACGUACAUGAUUUUCGAAGCUUGAAAUAAAAAAAAUCUAGAUUUCAACCCACUUACAAUCAACGAUAUUAAAAUUCAAACAUCUCACGCAGAAAAAUAUUUAGGCCUAUUAAUAGAUUACAAAAUAUUCAAAACGCAAUGUAAUUAAAAUUUUGUUAUAAUAAUGCAUGCUGUCUGCAAAAGUGACGAUAUGUUAUUUCUAAGAACAGUACAUUUUUUUUUGGAGAAAAUAAAAAAUCUUUAAAGCGAAAUGUAAUAAAUUAGGUUUAGUAUCAUAGUUCUAUCAGUAGGUACUUGUUUAAUAUAUUAUAGUUUUGACAACCAG
Bicyclus anynana (squinting bush brown) is the source of this 4128-nucleotide messenger RNA. RefSeq names its product zinc finger protein 431. The transcript is spliced from 8 exons. The coding region runs from base 185 to 2542 and encodes 785 amino acids. The record is from RefSeq and is a predicted model, not a curated record. NCBI's taxonomy places the organism in Eukaryota, Metazoa, Arthropoda, Insecta, Lepidoptera, Nymphalidae. Gene Ontology annotation, biological process: regulation of cytokine production; negative regulation of transcription by RNA polymerase II; regulation of immune system process. Gene Ontology annotation, molecular function: sequence-specific DNA binding.